GUCCUUUGACCCGUAAACAGUCGAGUCAAGAUGGCAGCGUGCGUGAGAAAAGCCGCUCAUGAUAUAGAUGCGAGAAGCCGGACUGAUGAUGUCCUCUUAUCCGAGGGAAUCGACUUUAAUUCUUUGCUGUUGUCCACCCCAGUACUCGAGGGACUUUCUGCGUCGGGAUUUCAGAAACCAUCACCGAUUCAGCUCAAGGCAAUCCCACUUGGUCGCUGUGGUCUUGAUUUGAUCGUACAAGCGAAAUCAGGCACAGGGAAGACAUGUGUCUUCAGCACCAUUGCACUGGAUUCACUGAUCCUGGAAAAUGUCACCACUCAAGUUUUGGUACUGGCUCCGACCCGGGAGAUAGCUGUUCAGAUCCAUUCAGUGUUGAUGGCCAUCGGCAGUGCCAUGGAAGGUCUGCAGUGUCAUGUCUUUAUAGGCGGCACGGCAGUGAGCCAGGAUAAAAUCAACCUGAAGAAGUGUCACAUUGCAGUGGGCUCCCCAGGCCGUAUCAAGCAGUUGAUAGAGUUGGGGAUGUUGUCUACAGCCAGCAUUAGGCUCUUUGUCCUGGAUGAGGCUGACAAACUGCUGGAGGAGGGCAGUUUCCAGGAACAAAUCAAUUGGAUAUUUUCCUCUCUACCAGCGAACAAACAGAUGCUUGCCCUUUCUGCCACCUACCCAGAAUCCCUUGCACAACACCUGUCCAACUACAUGAGCGAGCCCACUUUUGUUCGACUCAACCCCAAAGACCCUAGUCUUAAAGGUUUGAGGCAGUAUUACAAGCUUGUGAACUCGCAUGCUCAUGCACAUAAGGUCUUUGAGGAGAAAGUCCUGCAUUUGCUUGAGCUCUUCAGCAAAGUACCUUUCAACCAAGCACUUGUUUUCUCCAAUCUACAUUCAAGGGCUCAACACCUGGCAGACAUUUUGUCCUCUAAAGGCCUCCCUGCGGUCUGUAUCUCAGGUGGGCUAACUCAAGACCAGAGGUUGGAGGCCAUGUCCAAACUGAAACAAUAUCAGUGUAGAGUACUCAUCUCUACUGAUCUGACCGCCCGGGGUAUCGAUGCGGAGAAGGUGAACCUGGUUAUAAACCUUGAUAUCCCCAAGGACUGGGAAACGUACAUGCAUCGCAUUGGACGGGCCGGCCGCUAUGGGACUCAGGGGCUGGCGGUGACAUACUGUUGCCAUGGUGAGGAGGAGAACAAGAUGAUGGCUAUUGCUCAAAAGUGCAACCUGAAAUUGUCCAUGCUGCCAUCCCCAAUAGAACCAGGGUUGAUGGAGGAGUCGUGCGACUGGGGCGUCAGCGUGGAGGCCUCCACACUGGGGCCGACAUCCCAACUCUUCCCCAAGCAAGAGAAGAAGAAGAACAGGAAGGCUCCUGACGUUCCUGUCGCCACCGCCGCCGCCUCCUCCAGUGACCAGGAGGCCUCCUCCACGUCCUCGGCUCCACCCAGGGACCCUGGUCCAGGCGAGCGUUGGCCCAAGAAGAGCCGUGCUCCGCCCGAGCCAAGAAGAGAGAAAGUGGAGGAGAGCCGUCCCAAACCGGCGCGUCCCAUCAAGCACGCAGCAGCCCCCCAAGCCAGGCAUACGCCAGCCCCCCAAGCCCCCCAAGGCCCCACUCGUAAGGAGCUCCAAGAGGCCCUCCCUAAGAUCCCGCCCCUCAGCUCCUUCAAGAACCUGAGCCACAGCCUCAUGACCCUGGAGGAGGCGGAGCUAGACUUCCAAGCCUUCAUCUCCGAGGGCCCGGGGAGGUCGGUGGAGGUCAUCAGGCAGUUCAAAGGUCAGAACGACGACGGCCAGCCGAGUAUGCACACCGAGUCACACGUGCUCCACGACGACGAGGACAACGCACUGAAGCGCUCGCUGCAGAGCGGCGGCCGCGCCGCAGCGCCGGCGCCACGCAGGACGCCGCCGCCGCGCAGGACGCCGCCCGUCAAGAUGGAGGUCGACCCCGCCCAUCGGAGGUCUGGCUCUGGGUCUUCAAGCUCGUCCUCGUCCUCCUCAUCCUCCUCGGAUGAUGACGACGAAGGCAUGGAGGAGGAGCGGCCCAAAGCGAAGGCUCCGCCGCGCUCGGGCUCGUCCCAGACCGACGCACGGCAGAGGUCCCAAGCCGAGCCCGGUCCCAAUAAAAGCAAGGCUCAGGUUCCCGCCCUCCCGCCAACAGCGUCCCAUCGGACAAGUCGCACACCACACGGGGGCGCCCUCGAGCGAGAAAAACCCGCACGAGGGGGUCACCCGGUCCCGUGGAGGGAGGAGAGGAGCCGGGCUGACCCGUCCCGAGAGGGCAGGGGGGCGGACGGCGCGGUGGGGAGGAAGGAGCAGAGGGUCUGCGAUAAGAGGAGACGGGAUGACGAGGGAAGGGAGGAGAUCAUGGAAGGGCAGCCGAGAGGGGAAGGUAGUAGUAGUAGUGAAGAAGAGGAGGAAGAGGAGUGGUCGAAUGCCGACGACUGGCGAGCCUAUUACAGAUCCUGGGAGCAGUACUACGAAGCCAUGGCUUGCCAUCCUCAGCCCGGUUACCAUAGCUACUACAGCCAAGCCAACAGCUGGAUGGCAGCAUAUCGCAUGAAUACAGUCUACAUUAACGAGCUCCUUAAACACUGAUCUGGAAACUGCAUGGGUGGUCUUUCAAUACUUGCAGAAUAACUGGGGGAAAUAAAGUUAUUGUAACACAAUGUAACAACUUAACCACAUUUUGUUAUACGGAAAUCCACUGUUGGUAUUGAUAUCUGGCUUAAAGUGUGUAAUUGAUAAGGGCAUCCCGUUUCCAAAGUUUCCAAGUUUCCAAAAAUGUAAUGAAAUUUGCUCAUUGGUGAUGCCAUGACAUUUAUUCAAAACAAAAAUGCUAAAGCUAAUCAAUCUAUAAGUAUGUAAUAAUAUGGUUGUGUAUCAUUUGUGCUUUUCUAAUAAAGACAAUGCAAGACUG
Gadus morhua (Atlantic cod) is the source of this 2905-nucleotide messenger RNA. It is a transcript of the gene ddx20, whose product is annotated as DEAD (Asp-Glu-Ala-Asp) box polypeptide 20. The record is from RefSeq and is a predicted model, not a curated record. Gene Ontology annotation, cellular component: cytosol. The transcript has 11 exons. Lineage: Eukaryota; Metazoa; Chordata; Actinopteri; Gadiformes; Gadidae. Bases 31 to 2583 code for a protein of 850 amino acids. Gene Ontology annotation, molecular function: RNA helicase activity; nucleic acid binding; ATP binding.